GACUCUUCAAACAAUUGUUCUUAAAUUAUUGUGCAUAUACGUUUAUAUAUGUUAGAAGAUAAAAUUCUGAAAAUACUGAAACAAUUUGUUAAUUUGAAAAUUCGCGGGCACCAGGUACUUGUGAUCGACAGCGCUCUAACGCCUGAAUCAGAAAACAAGCUUAUUAGAAAAAAAAGAGUCUUCAGUCGCCGACACUCACAAAUGUUGAUGUCCAAAGAUCACUAUGUCUUCAGGAAAUACAGCCCUUGUCGGAGAAACGUGGAGCUUAUGUUAACCUAACCUCUGUUUUCCAUGAAAAAAAAAUUCAGAGUGAAAACGAAAAAUGACGUCGAAUGGUGUACAAAGUUGCACCACCGAAGUGAAGAGCGCUGCUUCGUCUUCGAAUCCAAGCAGGUUCUCCUCGAAAAAUUCAACCCUGAACUCACCCCUGAUGAAGCUCUCCUCUUACUUCCUGGCAGUUCGACCAUGGUCUCUCAGCGCCUCUCUGAUGCCGACACUUCUGGGUUCAGUGCUCGCCUACCGAUCGACAGGAUUCGAAAGUUUCAGCUGGAUCACCUUUGUACUGACCCUCCUAACAAUAAUCUCAGUUCAUGGCGCGGGAAAUGUGGUCAACACCUACUUUGACUACAUCAAAGGCGUGGACAGUCGGAAAAGCGACGACAGAAUAUUGGUUGACCAGCUGCUCUCGAAGGACGAACUAGUCUCCUUGGGAGCUCUACUUUACGCAGCAGGAUGUCUCGGUUUCGUUCUCCUAACGACAAUCUCUCCUGCCAAGAUGGAGCAUCUCGCUCUCGUCUACUUUGGAGGUCUCUCCUCCUCGUUCCUCUACACCGGAGGAAUCGGACUGAAAUACAUCGCUCUCGGGGACGUGCUCAUCAUAGUGAUAUUCGGCCCGAUUUCGGUUGUCUUUGCCUUCAUGGCGCAGACCGGAUUCAUCGUCUGGGGCACCAUCUACUUUGCGAUUCCUCUCGCUCUCAACACGGAGGCGAUUCUCCACAGCAACAAUACCAGGGACUUGGAGAGUGACAAGCGAGCCGGAAUUGUCACUCUGGCCAUUUUGAUUGGGCAGACUGCGUCCCACAUUUUAUACGCAUUUUUAUUAUUCACACCCUACAUCACUUUUGCAGUCCUCGCUCUCAGGUAUUCAAUCUCGUUUCUACUGCCACUGGUGACCGUGCCGAUUGCCUUUAAAAUUGAAAAGCAAUUCCGCGAUCCGAACACGAUACAGAGUGUGCCGAGACAGACGGCGAGACUCAACAAAUACAUGGGAACGCUCUAUGUUAUUGCCUGUCUCGCCGCGGAGCCACUUCCCUAUUUGUAAAUUAUUAGCCGAAGAACUGAAAGGAAUUCAGGGAAGAAUUCAGUUUUUUGUUUUUUUCAAUUUUUUCAUAGGGACACUUUGGGGCUGAACUAGCAUUGAUUCUAAGGUCUUGGAAUUUUGGAUUUUCUGACUGAUUGUGAUAGUCUAUAAUCCUGCGGACAUUUCAAGAACAAAAACAAAGAAAUUUAUUCGGUUCCUUUUUUUAUAAAAGUCGAUUUUUAGGUCAUUUCAAAAUUUAAACAUUUUUAAUGACAAGGUCUGCAUAAAGGAUUUUCCAAUUGAUUGUGGUAGUCUGUAAUCAUAGAAGGAUUUUAUGACAUAAAAUCUGCGAGGCCUUUUUAGAAAAAAAGUUUAUUUUUAUGUUCAAAGUAUUUCAAAAUAAAAAUAAAUUCUAAAAAUGUAAUUACAAAGGCUUUGCAUAAGAGAUUUUCCAACUGAUUAUGGUAUUAUGUUAUCCUACGGAUAUUUAUAACCAAAACAAAAUCUAGAAUGCUCUUUUUGAAGAAAAAAAAAACUAGAUUUUUUUCUUCAGAAUAUUAAAAACUCAAAGAAAUUCUAAAAACUUAAUUGCAAGGUCAGCGCAUUAAAAAUUUUCCAUCCGAUUACGGAAGUUUGUAAUUACACAGAUAUUUUAAGACCAAAAACGAACAAUCUUUGAGGCAUUUUUAGAAAAAAAGUCGAUUUUUGUGUUAAAAAUAUUUUAAACUUUAACCGAUUCUAAAAAUUUAAUUUCAGGGUCAUUUAAUAAGGGAUUUUCCAACUAAUGAGAGUAGUUCGUAAUCCCACAGACAUUUUAAGACUAAAAUUAAACAAAAAUCUGUAAGGCAUUUUUAGAAAAAAAAAUUUAUGAUAAUAGUAUUUUGAAAUAAAAACUAAAAUUUUAAUUACAAGGUCUUCGCAUAAGAGAUUUUCGAACUGAUUAUGGUAUUAUCUAAUUCUAUGAGCAUUUAGAACCAAAAGAAAAAUCCAGAAAGCCUUUUUUUCACGAAGAAAAAACUCGAUUUUUAUGUUCAAAAUAUGAAAAACUCAAAUAGAUUCUAAAAAUUUAAUUUCACGCUCAUUCAAAGAGGGAUUUUCCAAAUUAAUAUAGUAUUUUGUUAUCUUACGGACAUUUUAAGACCAAAAA
Molecule: messenger RNA, 2447 nt
Organism: Belonocnema kinseyi
Lineage: Eukaryota; Metazoa; Arthropoda; Insecta; Hymenoptera; Cynipidae
Gene: heix
Product: ubiA prenyltransferase domain-containing protein 1 homolog
Exons: 3
Coding region: 323-1321 (332 amino acids)
Biological process (GO): menaquinone biosynthetic process; vitamin K biosynthetic process
Cellular component (GO): Golgi membrane; endoplasmic reticulum
Molecular function (GO): prenyltransferase activity
Source: RefSeq, a predicted model, not a curated record